This is a messenger RNA of Nanorana parkeri, 665 nucleotides long. RefSeq names its product acid-sensing ion channel 1-like. Gene Ontology annotation, biological process: sodium ion transmembrane transport. The annotation marks the transcript as partial. The record is from RefSeq and is a predicted model, not a curated record. Gene Ontology annotation, cellular component: membrane. The transcript is spliced from 6 exons. Lineage: Eukaryota; Metazoa; Chordata; Amphibia; Anura; Dicroglossidae.
ACGAGACGUCUCUGGAGGCCGGAGUGAAGGUCCAGAUCCACAGUCAGGACGAGCCACCACUUAUAGACCAAGUGGGCUUUGGCGUGGCCCCCGGAUUCCAGACGUUUGUGUCAUGUCAGCAGCAGCAGCUGACGUAUCUGCCCCCGCCAUGGGGGGAUUGUAAGGACACGCCCUUCAAAUCACCCUACUACCCCAGCUACAGUAUAACGGCCUGCCGCAUCGAAUGCGAGACCCGCUACAUCCUGGAGCAGUGCAAAUGCCGCAUGGUCCACAUGCCAGGUGAUGAGAAGGUCUGCACCCCCGAGCAGUACAAGGAUUGCGCAGACAAAACUCUGGAUGAAAUCGACCAGGAAAGUGGUGAUUCGGUGUGCACCUGCCAGACGCCGUGUAAGAUGGUCCGCUUUGGGAAGGAGUUGUCCAUGGUGAAGAUCCCCAGCAAGGCCUCCUCCGCAUAUCUGGCAAAGAAAUACAACAAGACUGAACAGUACAUUGCGGAAAACAUUCUCGUGUUGGAUAUCUUCUUUGAGGCUCUGAACUUCGAAACCAUUGAACAGAAGAAGGCGUACGAGGUGGCCGGCCUGCUGGGUGACAUCGGGGGUCAGAUGGGGCUGUUCAUUGGGGCCAGUAUCCUCACCAUUCUGGAGAUCUUCGAUUACCUGUACGAG